Molecule: messenger RNA, 910 nt
Organism: Pterocles gutturalis (yellow-throated sandgrouse)
Lineage: Eukaryota; Metazoa; Chordata; Aves; Pterocliformes; Pteroclidae
Gene: LDB1
Product: LIM domain binding 1
Exons: 8
Biological process (GO): negative regulation of transcription by RNA polymerase II; nervous system development; positive regulation of transcription by RNA polymerase II
Cellular component (GO): transcription regulator complex; nucleus
Molecular function (GO): LIM domain binding
Source: RefSeq, a predicted model, not a curated record
UGUUCCUCUAAGUCAUUCAAGCUGUACUCGCCAAAGGAGCCCCCGAACGGCAACGCCUUCCCCCCCUUCCACCCGGGCACCAUGCUGGAUCGAGAUGUGGGACCUACUCCCAUGUACCCACCGACAUACCUGGAGCCUGGAAUCGGGAGGCACACACCGUAUGGGAACCAGACCGACUACAGGAUAUUUGAGCUCAACAAGCGGCUGCAGAACUGGACAGAGGAAUGUGACAAUCUGUGGUGGGACGCCUUCACCACGGAGUUCUUUGAGGAUGACGCCAUGUUAACAAUCACUUUCUGCUUGGAGGAUGGACCAAAGAGAUACACGAUUGGCCGGACUCUGAUUCCCCGUUACUUCCGCAGCAUCUUUGAAGGGGGGGCCACAGAGCUCUACUAUGUGCUCAAGCACCCCAAGGAGUCCUUCCACAACAACUUCGUCUCACUGGAUUGUGACCAGUGCACCAUGGUCACCCAGCACGGCAAGCCCAUGUUCACCCAGGUGUGUGUGGAGGGGCGGCUCUACCUGGAGUUCAUGUUCGACGACAUGAUGAGGAUAAAGACGUGGCAUUUCAGCAUCCGCCAGCAUCGAGAGCUCAUCCCCCGCAGCAUCCUUGCCAUGCAUGCACAGGACCCCCAGAUGCUGGACCAGCUAUCCAAGAACAUCACCCGCUGUGGGCUCUCAAACUCCACACUCAACUACCUCCGACUCUGUGUAAUCCUAGAACCAAUGCAGGAGCUCAUGUCACGGCACAAGACCUACAGCCUCAGUCCCCGGGACUGCCUCAAGACUUGCCUCUUCCAGAAGUGGCAGCGGAUGGUCGCUCCGCCUGGUGAGCCUCUUGCUGCCUGCUCCGGCCCUGCCCUUGGCGCAGGCUUCUCCCAGCCCCAGAGCCUGUUCCCGGCCUUGUCUU